Molecule: messenger RNA, 3641 nt
Organism: Sinocyclocheilus rhinocerous
Lineage: Eukaryota; Metazoa; Chordata; Actinopteri; Cypriniformes; Cyprinidae
Product: XK-related protein 4-like
Exons: 3
Coding region: 369-2216 (615 amino acids)
Biological process (GO): apoptotic process involved in development; phosphatidylserine exposure on apoptotic cell surface; engulfment of apoptotic cell
Cellular component (GO): plasma membrane
Source: RefSeq, a predicted model, not a curated record
AAUUCAAAACUGCACGUUUACAAAUGCCAUAGCAACCGAGCAGUCGCCUCUUUAAUGAACCGCUGCCGUAGACAUUAUUUUUAUGCGCGAAUGUGAAGUUAGCAGAAGGCUGUGCUGCAAUAGCUGGAUAUUGAACACCACGAUGUGCUCCUGAAGAAGAGUUGCAAAGCAAUGAUGUCAUAGUUUUAAGCAGGAGCCACGGGAGAGCAUAUGGUUCGUACCCGCUACCGAAAGGAAGUGUUGCUUUGUUAUGAGCAGGCGGCGCUGUAGCUGGCGGAAGAGGAGGUCGCCCAGCCCAGUGUCUCUUCGUCUGGAAUAGAGAAGCCGAGGAGAAGACGCGAAAACGGUGAAAAGACAAAGCUGCUACAAUGGCCGCGAAAUCCGACGGGGUGCUAAAGAUGAAGAAGAGCGAUGUAGCAUUUACGCCUUUGCAGAAUUCGGAUCACUCGGGUUCGGUUCAAGGGCUCGCUCCGGGAUCGCAGCCGGAUUCUGGAACCGGAGAGGCGGACUUCGUCAACGGGGAGUCGCGGUGCUGUGGCUCAAAUUCGACAUGUCUCCGCCUCGGCAGGGAGCAGCAGAAAUACACGGUCUGGGACUGUCUGUGGAUCCUCGCCGCAGUGGCGGUGUAUUUCGCGGAUGUGGGCACUGAUAUUUGGCUUUCGGUCGACUAUUACCUCCGCCGCGACUACUGGUGGUUCGGGCUUACGCUGUUUUUUGUGGUGCUCGGCUCGUUCUCCGUGCAGGUCUUCAGUUUUCGCUGGUUCGUCCAUGAUUUCAGCACCGAGGAGAGCUCCGCCGGCGGCGGCGGCGGUGGCGGCGCGGCGAGCUGCUCCCACGUGGACGGGAAGCUGCUCAGCUGCUCCGCUUCGCACGGAGACGUUGUAGCCCACCCGUCUACGCCUCAAAGACAGGCGUCCACGGCGAGCAAGAGCAACACCACAAGCAACAGCAGCAACAGCGCUACUGCAGCCCGGACUAGUAAGACACGCUCAGCGUCCUGUUCCCUCUGUAUCUGGCUGUUGCAGUCCGUCAUGCACAUCUUACAGCUCGGACAAAUCUGGAGGUACUUCCACACCAUCUAUCUGGGCAUCAGGAGCAGGCAGAGCGGAGAGAAUGACCGCUGGAGGUUCUACUGGAGGAUGGUGUACGAGUUUGCUGACGUCAGCAUGCUCCACCUACUGGCCACAUUUCUGGAGAGCGCACCUCAGCUGGUGCUCCAGCUCUGUAUCAUCAUACAGACUCACAAACUCCAGGCUGUGCAAGGGAUGACAGCGGCUGCUUCUCUGGUGUCUCUGGCCUGGGCUCUGGCCUCCUACCAGAAAGCCUUGCGUGAUUCCCGCGAUGACAAGAAGCCCAUCAGCUACCUUGCCGUCAUCAUCCAGUUCUGCUGGCACUUCUUCACCAUCGCCGCUCGCGUAGUGACCUUCGCUCUCUUCGCCUCCGUGUUUCAGCUCUACUUCGGCAUCUUCAUCGUGCUGCACUGGUGUAUCAUGACCUUCUGGAUCGUACACUGCGAGACCGAAUUCUGUAUCACCAAGUGGGAGGAGAUCGUCUUUGACAUGGUAGUGGGAAUCAUCUACAUCUUCAGUUGGUUCAACGUGAAGGAGGGACACACCCGCUGCCGUCUCUUCAUCUACUACUUCAUGAUCCUGCUAGAGAACACGGCCCUGAGCGCGUUGUGGUACCUGUACCGCUCGCCGCCCAGCACAGACGCCUUCGCCGUGCCCGCUCUGUGCGUCAUCUUUUCCAGCUUCUUCACCGGCAUCGUCUUCAUGCUUAUGUACUACGCUUUCUUCCAUCCCAACGGGCCUCGCUUUGGUCGCUCGGCCAGCCUGGUCCAGCUCGAGGACCCUACUGCUACCUUCACGCUGCCCCCCGAGGGCGCCACCAACUCCCUGCGCUCCAACCGUGGAGGUACGCUAGCCAGGGACGCUGACCGCGAGGCCAAGUACAGCGAGAGGGAUGGUUGCAUACCCGUCUUUCAGGUGCGGCCCACCGCACCCUCCACACCUUCCUCCCGUGCCCCGCGCCUGGAGGAGACAGUCAUCAAAAUAGACUUGUGCAGGAAUCGCUACCCUGCCUGGGAGAGGCACGUACUAGACAGGAGUUUACGUAAAGCCAUCCUGGCCAUAGACUCAUCUCCGACCCCGCCGCGCCUCCAAUAUAAAGACGACACAUUGGUCCAAGAGCGUCUGGAGUAUGAGACCACCUUGUAGCCUGCGCUGUGGAAACACACAAACAUUAACACUUUACUUUCCACUUGAAUAAACAGCAGGACUGUGGCAAUAACGUUCCUUGCAUACAUAGCAUCUAGUCAUGAUGUUGAUUGUCAUGGACAAGCAAAUAUAGGCACAACAUAUUUGUGGACGAAUGAAAUAAUCAAUCUUUUUUAAGCCGUUCUCUCGUUGCUUUUUAUUUUGUAUUACUUCUGUUUUGUCAGGGAAUAUCUGGGUUUCUAAAAGUCAUUGCACUGGCUGAUAUAGACCACAAACCCCUCGGUCCUCCUCAGUGUUGUACAGACCUUCAUUCCCAGAAUUGAUCGUCCUCGAGCCGACGUCUCCAAGAGGACAUCCAGAACACUUCAUAGUUUGUCUCUUGCAGCAAAUGCAAAACAAAGGCCUUUCCCUUUGAAACCACGCAUCCAGUGCACACAAACCAACCGACUACCCACCGCACUGGAGAAACAGUGGUCCAAAUAUCACGUUGAUGGUACACAAAUAAAAAAAAAAUGGCUGAUUAGACUCGAGACGUCCUUGUUUAGGGUGCUGUAACCUAUUAGUAGUGUUUCAUCAGCAGUUCUGUACCAGUGCCAAACGCUCCACUCACACUGACUGAACACGCUGAACUGUGGCUCGACCACAUACUGUAUAUAUAAACAGGGCAGCAUUUCAACCAUCUACUUGAAUCCUGUACAAAGAAAAAAGACGAGAAAAGAAAGUAUGCGAUCAGUCCAAGCCACUUGGGACAACAAAACAGGGAGAACACACACUCGUUUUUGUCUUCGGGAGAAGACAAUAGGCCAAGAAAACACUUCCUGGCAGCUCCCUUUGGCGAUCCGGCCUCAUUCACCUCAUCGCUGUGGGCUGACAAGGAUCCGUUUGGUUCACAGCAAAGUGGGGGGCAAAGACCACCACAGUUCACACAGUGUCCGCCAAACUGUACUCGACAGAACCUGGAUGCGCUUCAUCUUCUAGGUUAAAGAUACAGUGUUCUUCUAGGCUGGGUCAAGUUUUGGUGUGUCUGUAUCGGUACAGUAAAAUAAGUUAAAGGCGCACAAAUAGACAAUAAACGGGGUCACUUCUCAACACAUCCGGAAAACCGGCGAAGUGUACUAUUCCAAACUCUGCAGUGUGAUCAAGACUUUCUCCAUCAGGCUCUUCAAUUGCCAACUCACGGUCUACAAAUCAAAUUGUCAGGGAUAAGUAGUCUGCGACAGAGUACAGACUAGCUAAUGUGCUCCGAAUUACGCUCCGGGCCCUAUGGUUCAACAAAUCACAUCUGCCUAAAAGAGCACUGUAUCUUUAAAUCAGCCAAAAGCAUCCUUUAUAUAUGAAAGAGUUGGAGUUUUAAACUUUCCGUUCAGUUGCAAGUGCUUCUUUGUGUCUUUAUGUCGAAUAUCCGAAGGAGAUGUGGAGGUGAGG